This is a messenger RNA of Piliocolobus tephrosceles (Ugandan red Colobus), 1981 nucleotides long. RefSeq names its product CDKAL1 threonylcarbamoyladenosine tRNA methylthiotransferase (gene CDKAL1). The transcript is spliced from 16 exons. NCBI's taxonomy places the organism in Eukaryota, Metazoa, Chordata, Mammalia, Primates, Cercopithecidae. Gene Ontology annotation, biological process: tRNA methylthiolation. Gene Ontology annotation, molecular function: 4 iron, 4 sulfur cluster binding; tRNA (N(6)-L-threonylcarbamoyladenosine(37)-C(2))-methylthiotransferase activity. Bases 181 to 1911 code for a protein of 576 amino acids. Gene Ontology annotation, cellular component: endoplasmic reticulum. The record is from RefSeq and is a predicted model, not a curated record.
GCUGAGCAUGCGUAAAUAAACGUGGCGGGACGUAUGUGUCAUGGCGCUCUCCAUCUAAAGUUUGUGCAGCUUCCGGAGAGUGGCGGGUUGAUUCUCUCACUUUGGACUGGUUUUUACUUUCCGACUUCUAGACUCAUCUUUCAAGAGGACUUUAGACUAAUUGCAGAUAAUUAAGAGAAUAUGCCUUCUGCAUCCUGUGAUACACUACUGGGUGACAUAGAAGAUAUUGUGUCUCACGAAGAUUCAAAACCACAAGAUAGGCAUUUUGUAAGAAAGGAUGUUGUUCCGAAGGUACGAAGGCGAAAUACCCAAAAAUAUUUGCAAGAGGAAGAAAACAGUCCACCAAGUGACAGCACUAUUCCAGGCAUACAGAAAAUUUGGAUACGAACAUGGGGUUGUUCUCAUAAUAAUUCAGAUGGAGAAUAUAUGGCUGGACAGCUAGCUGCUUAUGGCUAUAAAAUUACAGAAAAUGCAUCCGAUGCAGAUUUAUGGCUCCUGAACAGUUGCACUGUAAAAAACCCAGCUGAAGACCACUUUAGAAACUCAAUUAAGAAAGCUCAAGAGGAGAACAAGAAAAUCGUACUGGCUGGAUGUGUUCCUCAAGCCCAGCCUCGCCAGGACUACCUUAAGGGACUGAGUAUCAUUGGGGUUCAACAGAUAGACCGUGUGGUAGAAGUUGUGGAGGAAACAAUUAAAGGUCACUCUGUGAGACUGCUGGGUCAGAAAAAGGAUAAUGGAAGGCGGCUGGGGGGAGCACGAUUGGAUUUGCCGAAGAUUAGGAAGAAUCCACUGAUAGAAAUCAUUUCCGUCAAUACUGGGUGUCUCAAUGCUUGUACCUACUGCAAAACUAAACACGCCAGAGGAAAUUUGGCCAGUUAUCCAAUUGAUGAACUAGUAGAUAGAGCCAAACAAUCUUUUCAAGAGGGUGUUUGUGAGAUAUGGUUGACCAGUGAAGACACGGGGGCUUAUGGCAGAGAUAUUGGCACCAAUCUCCCCACACUCCUGUGGAAACUGGUUGAAGUGAUUCCUGAGGGAGCAAUGCUGAGGCUUGGCAUGACAAAUCCGCCCUAUAUUUUAGAGCAUCUGGAGGAAAUGGCAAAAAUCCUUAAUCACCCCAGAGUCUACGCUUUUCUGCACAUACCAGUCCAGUCUGCCUCCGACAGCGUACUCAUGGAAAUGAAAAGAGAAUACUGUGUGGCUGACUUCAAAAGAGUAGUGGAUUUUCUGAAAGAGAAAGUUCCUGGAAUAACUAUUGCUACAGAUAUUAUCUGUGGUUUUCCUGGAGAAACAGAUCAGGAUUUUCAAGAAACAGUGAAACUCGUGGAAGAGUACAAAUUCCCAAGCCUCUUUAUUAAUCAGUUUUACCCAAGACCAGGAACUCCUGCUGCAAAAAUGGAACAAGUUCCAGCACAAGUGAAAAAGCAAAGGACAAAAGAUCUUUCUCGGGUAUUUCAUUCUUACAGUCCAUAUAAUCACAAGAUUGGUGAAAGACAGCAAGUGUUAGUAACAGAAGAGUCUUUUGAUUCCAAGUUUUAUGUUGCACACAAUCGAUUCUAUGAGCAGGUUUUAGUGCCAAAGAACCCUGCGUUCAUGGGGAAAAUGGUUGAAGUGGACAUCUGGGAAUCAGGCAAACAUUUUAUGAAAGGGCAGCCGGUGUCUGAUGCCAAAGUGUACACACCCUCCAUCAGCAAACCUCUAGCAAAGGGAGAAGUCUCAGGUUUGACAAAGGACUUCAGAAAUGGGCUUGGGAGUUCAGGAUCCCACACCUCUGCUGCAUCUCAGUGUGACUCAGCGAGUUCUAGAAUGGUGCUGCCCAUGCCAAGGCUACAUCAAGACUGCGCACUGAGGAUGUCCGUGGGCUUGGCUCUGCUGGCUCUUCUUUUUGCUUUUUUUGUCAAGGUCUAUAAUUAGAAUACAACUAAAUGAAACAUCUGUAAAGAAGAAUACAUUUCUAAUUAAAAUCUUCAAUGAACAGGAAAGC